CCUGGUCUAUCCGCACAGACAGUCUGCUAUGAUAUACUCUCAGCUGGAUAUUAGAGGGGGUCCGUGGUGUGUUUGAGGGGACGGUUGUUUGGGACGGGUUUUGCGUGAAUGUGAGGUCGCUUUAGUCGCUCUUUUGUUUUAUUUUUUAUUUUUUUUUAAAUCAAGGAAAGCUGUGAAAGCUUUAGGACCGCUGUCCGCUUCACCACAGCGUUCAACAGUAUGGCUGCUGUUCUCACCAUGCUCCUCUUCGUCUUUCACAUCUUCACUGUUUCAGCACUGCAAACAGCAUCUGGACAAGACUCCUCGCAGAGAAGCCCGCACCUCACUGGCUGCGUGUCCAAUAACAUGGAGACUUUCUACUGCAGAUGGGAUGUCGGCACUUUCCAGAACCUGUCCGAGCUGGGCGAUGUUCGCUUAUUCUACAUGAACAAAAAACUCCCCAAUGCCUCUCCUAAAGAGUGGAGUGAGUGUCCUCAUUACAGCACAGACAGGUCAAACGAGUGUUUCUUCAAUGAAAACUAUACAACCAUCUGGACAUAUUACAGUGUCCAGCUCCGCUCAAGGGAUCAAGCCGUCCUGUAUGACGAGAACCUCUUCAACAUCGAAGACAUUGUGCAACCAGAUCCACCUUUCGGACUGAACUGGACUCUGCUGAAUGUAAGCGUGACCAGCACGUUCUAUGACAUAAUGCUGAGCUGGAAGCCACCUCAGUCUGCAGACGUGGAGAUGGGAUGGAUGAGACUGCAGUACGAGGUCCAGUACCGCAGCAUUGACUCUGACCGCUGGGAAGUGGUCAACCUUGUGAAAAGCACACAACGCUCCCUGUAUGGGCUUCGAACUAACGUUGAUCAUGAGGUUCGGGUCCGGUGCAAAAUGCUAGGCGGGAAAGACUUUGGAGAAUUCAGCGACUCUGUAUUCAUCCACAUCUCCUCUAAAGUGUCAAGAUUCCCUGUGGCAGCUUUACUCAUCUUUGGUGCCUUGUGUUUAGUGGCCAUCCUGAUGUUGGUUAUCAUAUCGCAGCAGGAAAAGUUGAUGGUUAUUCUUUUGCCUCCUGUUCCUGGACCUAAAAUAAGAGGAAUUGACCCUGAACUACUCAAGAAAGGGAAGCUGAGGGAGUUGGUAUCCAUCCUGGGUGGCCCCCCUGAUUUGAGAUCGGAGCUGUACAACAAUGACCCAUGGGUGGAAUUCAUCGAUCUGGACAUUGAGGAGCAGAACGACAGACUGACAGACCUGGAUACGGAUUGUUUAAUGGACCGGUCCUUAUCAUCCAAUUGCUCUCCCCUUUCCAUUGGCUUCAGAGAUGACGACUCAGGCCGCGCCAGCUGCUGCGACCCGGAUCUACCCAGUGAUGCGGAAGCAUCACCUUUCCAUCCUCUCAUCCCAUGUGAAAUCGUUAGUGAGAACCAAUCAAACCCAGCAUCUUCUGAACCAAGCUCUCCAAUCCAAAGCUCUACCACUGGGGAGCCUCCUUUAGUAGCCCCGGUGAGAGAGGCAUUGUACACCCAGGUGAGCGAGGUGAGAUCAUCUGGCAAGGUGCUGCUGUCACCUGAGGAACAGACUGAGACGGCGAAAACCACUUGCAAAGACACAGAGAAAGACGUCAUAGAAGAAAUUCGGCUCUUGGUAGUGAAUGCAGACCAUGGAGGUUAUACCUCAGAGCUCAACGCAGCAAAAAUUAGCCCACGGUCCUCAAAGGACUUGGGAGAACCCUGUCAGACAGGAGAAAACUUGACCCCGGUGCAGUCCCCGUCAUCCGGGGACUACCAGAGGCCUUAUCACGAAUCAGACAACAACCAUGUGCCCCCUCUUCCUCCUCCUCCGGUCUACACUGUGGUAGAGGGCGUUGACAGACAGAACAGCCUCUUACUGACCCCAAACUCAACACCUGCACCGCAGCUGAUAAUACAAAAAACCAUGCCGACACCAGACGGCUACCUGACCCCUGACCUUUUGGGAAGCAUCACACCUUAGAUAGGCGAUGAACAAUUAAAGACUAUUCAGAAAGUUGAAGACUAUUUGAUAAAAGGCAAAGAUAAGUGUGGGAACAGUCUUUAAGAUUGAAGGUUGAGGGUCUAAAGGUUGAGUAUUGAAUGUCAACUCACCCUAAACUAGGUGGGGGAGGGACUUCUGUGUCUGUCCUACCUCCACCUCCUCAGACCUCCGCAGCACCCUCCGACAAGGCUCUAAAGUGAACAUGGUUGGACGUGUGAAUGAACAAGACCACAAAUGUGAUUUGUGUUUUACUGCAGUUGUUUAUAGGGAACUGAUACUCAAAACUGCCUCAAUAAUUCUAUACUCUGAUACUUAAAAAACAAAUAUUCAACACAACUAUCUUUCUCUCUUUUUAUUUCUAUCAUUUGGAGUUGUAUUUUUGUCCAGUUGAUGCUUAUUAGUUCUCUGUAGCUCCCCAUCAUAUCCUGAGAAAAAUAUCUUGCUCUUUAGCUGCUAAAUGCCACACUUUUUUCAUCAGCUAGUUGUUAAUUUUGUAUAUCUACCAUUUGGUGCCAUGAGCUAAAAUAUGCUCUGUAGAGCUGCACAGACAGUGAUCAUUUCCUGUGGUUUUAUAACUUGAGUGAUACCUUUUACAGUACAGGUAGUCAUUUCAUUCAAUGGUAAUAUGAAAAUAUCUAUUAAUGCAUGCACUUUUAAUGUUUAUUUUUAAUUUUUUUUUUUAAAGUUGGGGUUACAUGGUCAACAGUGUUGAAUGUGUACAGUUACUGCAUUUUAACUGUGCAAGUGAUAGUUACAAAUAAAGGACUUUCAUACUUUU
Scomber scombrus (Atlantic mackerel) is the source of this 2770-nucleotide messenger RNA. It is a transcript of the gene ghrb, whose product is annotated as growth hormone receptor b. NCBI's taxonomy places the organism in Eukaryota, Metazoa, Chordata, Actinopteri, Scombriformes, Scombridae. The coding region runs from base 220 to 1971 and encodes 583 amino acids. The record is from RefSeq and is a predicted model, not a curated record. The transcript is spliced from 9 exons. Gene Ontology annotation, molecular function: protein binding.